Emericellopsis atlantica is the source of this 1644-nucleotide messenger RNA. RefSeq names its product major facilitator superfamily domain-containing protein. The coding region runs from base 1 to 1644 and encodes 547 amino acids. Gene Ontology annotation, cellular component: membrane. Gene Ontology annotation, molecular function: transmembrane transporter activity. The transcript is spliced from 4 exons. The record is from RefSeq and is a predicted model, not a curated record. NCBI's taxonomy places the organism in Eukaryota, Fungi, Ascomycota, Sordariomycetes, Hypocreales, Bionectriaceae. Gene Ontology annotation, biological process: transmembrane transport.
AUGGCUACCACUGGACCACCGACCUUCGACGCAGAGGCUGCUCGAGCCUCUGCCACAAAAGUCGCCUCUGGAGAGAAGAGGCAGCCAGGCCCCUCGGGCAAGCUGAACUCUGUCAUCGAAACAACUGAGCGUCCCGUAUCCGCGCUUAGCGACACUGCUGGUCGAGUCUCAACACUCGAUGGCAUCCGCGUUGUUGGCCUGACCGAAGACGACGAGGUCUUCUACAAGGGUUUCACGGCUGCUCAGCGACGCAGAGUUCGUCUCAAGACGGACGUGCGAUUGCUUCCCGUGCUCUGCAUCUUGUAUCUUUUUGCGCAGUUGGACCGCGGCAACAUUGGCAAUGCGAGGAUCGAGGGUUUCCAAAAGGAUCUGCACAUGACUGAAAAGCAGUGGAACAUUGUUCUGGCGGUGUUCUUCUUGCCAUACUUCAUCCUUGAGGUGCCCAGCAACAUGUUCCUGAAGACCCUGAAGAGACCAUCGCUCUACAUCUCGGGCCUCGUCCUGGCUUGGGGAGCGGUGAUGACUUGUCACGGUGUCCUCAAGGACUUUGGCGGAGCCGUUGCGCUGCGCCUGCUCCUCGGUGCAUUCGAAUCCGGCUUCUUCCCUGCUGCCAUGUUCAUCUGCUCACAAUGGUACCCCCGUCAGUUUGUCGCCUUUCGCAUGUCCAUCUUUAUGGCCGUAGCAUCCGUUUCGGGCGCCUUCUCUGGUGUCCUGGCUGCUGCCAUCUCCACCAUGGGAGGCGUUGGAGGCCUGAAGUCCUGGCAAUGGAUCUUCCUCAUUGAGGGCGGCGUCACCAUCCUGCUAGGUGUGUUGACGACCGUGGUGCUGGUUGACUCACCCAGGACUUCGAAGUGGCUCACUGAGGACGAAAAGCGCUACCUCGAACUGAUGAGUUUCAUCCGCGACAAUGGCAGUGCUAGGGUUGAGGGUGGACCAACAGUUUGGGAUGACCUGAAGAGCAUCACAACCGACUGGCGGUACUGGACCCUUGGACUGGUGUUGCACAAUGUUGGUGCUUGUGGCCUCGGACUCAAGUUCGCCGUGCCCACCAUCAUCAAGGGACUCGGCUGGAGCCGUCAGCACUCGCAGCUCCUCAGCGCAGUGCCUUACAUUGCCGGCACAUGCUCCGCUCUGGCUGUGUCGUUCUUUUCCGACCGCUGCUCCGUGCGUUCGCCCUUUGUGCUGCUCUGUCUGUCCAGCAUCGGGCUCGGCUACAUGAUCUUGUUGAUUGUAGCCGUCUGCGUCGGCAAAUCGACUCCCGGCGUCCUGGUCGGCAUGUCCCUCGUUACCUCCGGUGUCUUCCCCAUGGCCCCCCUCUGCGGCUCUUGGGUGUCGAACAACUUUGGCACGCCAGCCCGUCGCGCGGUUGGCAUUGCCUUCAUCAUGGCGGUGGGUAGCAUUGGCGGGCUCACUGGCAGCUUCGUCUACGACUACAAAGACGCACCGGGAUUCUUCAUGGCUUUCGGUGUCUGCCUGGGCUUGGCUGUCGUUGCCAUCCUCAUGGUGUUGGUGCUUAUCUGGUCGUACCUGCGCUCCAAUGCAGAGCGUGUCGGGGUGACAGAAGAGCAGGUCAGGAGUGAGUAUUCCGACAAGGAGCUGAUGGAGCUGGGGGACAAGUCACCCCUUUUCCGAUACACUCUCUAA